Messenger RNA from Ipomoea nil (Japanese morning glory), 777 nucleotides. RefSeq lists its product as uncharacterized. The transcript is spliced from 4 exons. Bases 1 to 777 code for a protein of 258 amino acids. Lineage: Eukaryota; Viridiplantae; Streptophyta; Magnoliopsida; Solanales; Convolvulaceae. The record is from RefSeq and is a predicted model, not a curated record.
AUGAGAUGCAAGUUAAAAGAAGGAUAUAAAAAUGGUACCAAAAGAAGUCUCUAUCUAAAGUACACUGUGAAAUAUGUUGACUGGGAUUCUUCUAUUGUGCCUUUCAUAAUUUAUUUACUUGAUGCGACUGAUCCUUGGAAAAUGUCUGAUGAUUCCAAAGGGUUUAUGAAAUUGCACCCGUGCCAGAGAGACAACGUGCUUUACCAAUUCGCCAGGAAAAACCAAUCUCAUGCCGGUCUGAAUCUCGCGGGAAGUGAUUAUCGGCUUCUUGUUGUAGUGGGCCAAGCGAGUCACCUCUUGGGCAAGCUUCAAGAAGAUAUCGUUGAUGAAGCUAUUCAUGAUGUCCAAACUACAAAACAUAUUGAAGUUGAAUAUUAUGUGGAGUCAUGUUCUGAUGCUGUGGUUAAUGAUAAAUGUGUUCAUACCAAAAGUGCAAGUGUUAUUUUGCCAAGUGGAGGGGAUGUCAUCUAUGCUGUUGCCCACCAGCACGCAGGAGCUAUUGGUUCAACUCUUUAUGGACAGGAUGGACGGACAAUAUGCUCAUCCCUCCCUAUUUACGGGAAGGGAAAGGAGGCUGGAAAUGAAGCGGGAUACGUUGUAGGAAUGACAACUUGUCAUCCUCGACCUGGUUCUGUCAAGAUUGUUGAGGGGGAGAUUAUAACCAUUAUGUCUAAUUAUAGCAAUAGUCAGAGCCACACUGGAGUCAUGGUUUUUUUUUACCUUGCUGUUGCUGAACCUUUGGAAAAACCCAAUUCUAUCAUGCAUGCUCAAAACUAG